This is a messenger RNA of Indicator indicator, 1103 nucleotides long. RefSeq names its product programmed cell death 10 (gene PDCD10). Gene Ontology annotation, biological process: regulation of Golgi organization; positive regulation of MAP kinase activity. Bases 217 to 855 code for a protein of 212 amino acids. Gene Ontology annotation, cellular component: Golgi apparatus; FAR/SIP/STRIPAK complex. Gene Ontology annotation, molecular function: protein kinase binding. The record is from RefSeq and is a predicted model, not a curated record. The transcript is spliced from 8 exons. NCBI's taxonomy places the organism in Eukaryota, Metazoa, Chordata, Aves, Piciformes, Indicatoridae.
UGUGGUAACAGCGGCGAACGCUUCCUUCUCGCAGGCGCUUCCGGCGCAGCGGCGAAGCCCCCUCGAGAGCUUCGAGGGCUCCGUGGGUCGGCGGGAGGACAAGAUACUUUCCAAUUUCUUCAAAUAUUCUUGCACAACGAGGAAAAAGAAGAAACAUUUCAGUGAAUGAGGAGUUUUUUGCUUCUAUAGUGUUUUCCUUGAGAAGUGGGUCUUUGAAUGAGGAUGACAAUGGAAGAGAUGAAGAAUGAAGCAGAGACCACUUCUAUGGUUUCCAUGCCUCUCUAUGCUGUUAUGUACCCUGUUUUUAAUGAGCUAGAAAGAGUAAAUCUAUCUGCAGCUCAGACACUGAGAGCAGCUUUUAUUAAGGCUGAGAAGGAAAAUCCAGGUCUUACACAGGACAUCAUUAUGAAAAUUUUGGAGAAGAAAAGUGUGGAUGUGAACUUCACAGAGUCUCUUCUGCGUAUGGCAGCUGAUGAUGUAGAAGAGUAUAUGAUUGAAAGACCAGAACCAGAAUUCCAAGAUCUUAAUGAAAAGGCACGGGCACUUAAACAGAUUCUUAGUAAGAUUCCUGAUGAGAUCAAUGACAGAGUGAGGUUUCUUCAGACAAUCAAGGACAUCGCGAGUGCAAUAAAGGAGCUUCUUGACACAGUAAAUAAUGUCUUCAAGAAAUACCAGUACCAGAACCGGCGGGCACUUGAGCACCAAAAGAAAGAGUUUGUAAAAUACUCCAAAAGUUUCAGUGAUACUCUGAAAACCUAUUUUAAAGAUGGAAAGGCAAUAAACGUGUUCAUAAGUGCCAACCGACUAAUUCAUCAAACCAACUUGAUACUCCAGACCUUCAAAACUGUGGCCUGAAAACUGUAUAUGUGGAGAGUUGUACUUUUCAAUGGUGGAUAGGGUACCUUUAUAUGUAAAUUUUAAAGUUUUGACUGUAUAAAUUAUCAGCCCCUGGUGAGGGGCCCCAAUGCAGGAUUUUGAAUGGGAUUAUUGCCAUCUUACACCAUAUUUUUGUAAAACAUUGUAGCUUAAUCAUAAUCUCACAAGGAAGAUUUUGCAUCACUUUUUUGCUAUUAUCAUUCUUUUCAGAAUUAUAAGCCAAAAGA